AUGCCUGGCAAGACAUGGGCUCCUUCUGCCGGUGCUCUGUUGGUGCUUCUUUGCGCACAAGUCACUGGCCCUUGGUGCUACCUGUUGUUCCUGCUCGACAGACCUGACUGGAAAGAAAACGUCAUGCAAAUGCGGACACGCCUGCCUCCUCCGCGGCCAAAUCGAGAGCAAUGGUUGGCCUCUUGGUCAAAAGUAGCGCAGCUGCACGCGCGGUGUCAUCGGAAUUGGCUGUGCUCUCCGGAGAGGGCGGGAGAAACGCUGGGGCAUUUCUGUGGGCACACUAUUAAGGCCUUUGGUAUCUUUGUCGGCGGCACCAGUAUCAGGCGGGAAUUAGCGGAAACGCAGUUUCCCCGACUCUUGUGGCAGAUUGAGCAUGCAUGCUCGCAUGCUCUCGGCGGUGAUAUUAUUCUAGAACUUGUGGGAUCCGCAGUUCGUGAUACUGCCAGUUUUGGGUCUUUCAAUGCUGCAGAUGGUGAUCUCGACAUCCAGGUCUCCAGGCGACCGGGUUCCGGGCGAGAUGAUGAGCCUUUCACAGAGACUGACAAGCGACGCGUCGCGCAGAAUCUGGAAAAGCUGGAGUGUAUCUCCAAUGUGACCGUCGGGAGGAUUGCUAUCAAGUUUGCUGUGGGAGCAAUACCUUCGCAAGUUGUUGAUCUUGUGCUUUGGAGGGAGCGACCAGAGGAGUUUCCAGCACUUCGCGGAGGGUCGAGCUUCUGCGACAAUUCAAAGAGGAUCAACGCUUUCUUGGAUCAAACACCUGCCGCAAGACAUGCCAUCAUUGCGAUUAAGAGCUAUUUCAGCCGUGACCGUCCCAAAGGGCUCCUGCUUGAGGCCAUUGCCUGGCGGCUGGGGUCCAUGAAGCCGGAGUUCAAGACGAUUUCGAGAAAAGUCGUGGGAAGAAGCGAGCUGGAACGUGUGGUGGCGUCUUUCACAUUUUUCGAAGCGAUGUUUGAGGAACUCCGGAAUUGGAAACGGUCACCUCAUUUCAGCCGCGAGCUUCAACAAGAUUUGGCUAUGCUUUCGGACAAGAAGAGGGGCGAGUACACUGCGGGCUUCGAGGAAAUCGCGCGCAUCACGGAUGGAGAGCUUGCAUUCAAAUUUCUGUUGGGUGCAUGUGAGCUUCGAGCAAGAAACCUCGCGGAGCAGAACUGCCACAAGGUUCCCGAUGCAGCGGAGGAAGCACUCAGAUAUUAUUUCUCCACGCCAACUCAAGAGCUAUGGUUGGCUUCUUGGUCAAAAAUCGCGCAGAUGAAGGCACGAUGUUAUCGGAAUUGGCUGAGCUCUCCGCAGCUGGCGGCGGAAACACUGGACAAUUUCUCCGUGGACACUGUGAUGGCCUUUGCUGCCACAGUUAGCGUUGGCGGCGGCACCGAUUUUGUAACAUCUUGGCAUCGGAUGAUUUUGUCGAGCAUUGAGCACGCAUGCUCGCAUGCUCUCGGCGGUGACAUUGUUCUGGAAUUAGUGGGAUCUACAGUGCGCGACACAGGCAGUCUUGUGGGUUUCAUUGGUAAAGAUGGUGAUCUGGACAUCCAGGUCUCCAGGCGACCGGGUUCCGGGAGAGUUCAUGAGCCUUUCACAGAGACAGACAAGCGACGCGUCGCGCAGAAUCUGGAGAAGCUGGACUUUAUCUCGAAUGUGACCAUCGGCAGGAUUGCUAUCAAGUUUGGCAUAAGCUCAUUUCUAAAUGUCGAUCUUGUGCUUUGGAGGGAGCGACCAGAGGAGUUUCCAGCACUUCGCGGAGGCUCGAGCUUCUACGACAAUUCAAAGAGGAUCAACUCUUUCUUGGAUCAAACGCCUGCCGCAAGACAUGCCAUCUUUGCGAUUAAGAGCUAUUUCAGCCGUGGCCGUCCCAAAGGACUCCUCCUAGAGACCAUUGCCUGGCGGCUGGGGUCCAUGAACUUGGAGCUCAAGACUAUCUUGAGAAGAGUCGCAGACGGAAGCAUCCCCGAAAAUCUGGGGUCCUUCAUGUUUUUCUCAGCGAUGUUCGAAGAACUCCGGGAUUGGAAGCGUGCACCUCAUUUCGGCCGCGAGCUUCAACAAGAUUUGGCUAUGCUUUCGGACAAGAAGAGGGGCGAGUACACUGCAGGCUUCGAGGCAAUCGCGUGCAUCACCGAUGCAGGUGAGCACGCCGCAAUGCUUUAUCUGAUAGAUCAUAGCUACCGUCAUAUGGAGGAAGGUCGCAGCAGCUUGUCGUCGCCAGCAACGCGUCUGAGGAUUCUUGAGGCCUCGACGCAAGCAAUGGAGGAGAAGGAGGCGCGGCUGCGCGAGAUGAUCCUCAGCCUCCAGGCAAAGGUCGCGAGACUGGAGAAGGUGAUGGGUGGCAGGUCAUGGGGCAACGCCUCCAUAUUGCCCCAGUCCUUGCAGAGAGCUCUUCCGGCGCUUGCGGCGCAAAGUACGCCGAGCCUUUCUCAUGUGGAUGUGGCGGUGGCCUCGCACAGGAUCAAGUCCCUCCCGCAGCUGACGCUCUGGCGGCCGACGGAUGACUCCGAGGCCCUUCGUGCUGGGCGUGCUGUGGCGAAUCACAUCAAGGAGCUAUUUCCAGACCCGUCUCUUCCAGCGGCCGACACUUACGACUUGAAGAUCAUGAGUCGUCUCGACUUGGCUGCUUGCCAGGAAGCCCCUCAGCAGCUAGAAUGA
Molecule: messenger RNA, 2637 nt
Organism: Symbiodinium sp. CCMP2592
Lineage: Eukaryota; Dinophyceae; Suessiales; Symbiodiniaceae
Source: the annotation of a GenBank genome assembly